CACUCGGCUGGGGCGAACACCAAGGCUCCACUUCAAGUUGUGGAUGAUAUUAGCCUAUAUCUUUAUAUUAACUAUUUUUUCAUUUAGGGUAAACGAGUAACAUUUACAGAAUAAUAUAUAUUUAAAAGUAAUGAUUUUCUAACUGAAACCCUGUUUGGUUAUGGAGUGCGUUUUGGUCAUGGAGUGCGCAUUUUUGUAGUAUAGUCCGUCGCUCAGAUGGACCUCCGAGGCGCGAAGAGACGGCUUGGGGGGACAUGGCAGGUGAUAUGCCUAGCUCUCGUCGUAUGUGUCCUGGAUUUAGUUUGGGCUCAGAUUCGUUAUUCAAUCCCCGAGGAACUGGAACAUGGCUCUUUUGUUGGAAAUAUAGCCGAGGACUUGGGCUUAGACGUUGAGAGACUUUCUGUGCGCAGGUUCAGAAUAGUUUCAGGCGCAAAAAAGCAAUACCUGGAGGUGAAUUUAGAAAAUGGUAUUUUAUUUGUAAACGAAAUAAUUGAUCGAGAGGAACUAUGUGAACAGAGUCUGUCUUGCUCUUUCCAUUUGCAAGUGGUAAUCGAAAACCCAUUGGAACUGUACAGGGUUGAGGUGGAGAUUUUAGAUGUGAACGAUAACUCACCCAGUUUUCCGUGGAGUGAGUUUAAUUUGGAUAUAUCCGAGUCGGCGGUACCCGGGUCCCGCUUCCCACUAGAGAGCGCGCAGGACUCGGACGUUGGCAGCAACUCGCUCCGCUCCUAUCUGCUGAGUGUGAACGAACAUUUCGUCCUGGACAUCCAGACGCGUAGUGAUGGCAGUAAGUUUGCGGAGUUGGUCCUGGAGAGCCCGUUGGACAGAGAGCAGCAGAAUACGCACCAAAUGGUGCUGACGGCUGUGGAUGGAGGCUCGACAGAGAGAUCCGGGACAGCACAGAUCAAUAUAACAGUUCUGGAUGCAAAUGACAACGCGCCAGUGUUCGACCAGUCUUUCUACAGAGUGAGGCUUGUGGAAAACGCACCGACGGGCACCAUUGUGAUAAAACUAAACGCAUCGGAUUUGGAUGAGGGUCCUAACGCGGAUAUCACAUACUCUUUCAGCGGGCAUGCUCCCAUAAAAGUGCGCGAGCUUUUCAGUGUAGAUUCGCGCACUGGAGAGAUCAGAGUGAAAGGGGUCGUAGAUUAUGAAAAGGCCAGAAUGCAUGAGAUAUAUGUGCAAGCCAAGGACAAGGGCCCAUCGGCAGUGGCCGUGCACUGUAAAGUUCUGGUGAAUAUCUUAGAUGUGAAUGACAACCUCCCGGAGGUGAUCUUGACAUCAGUGUCCACACCUGUCCAAGAGGACGCACCACCGGGGACAGUGAUAGCUGUCAUCAGCGUCAUGGACAAGGACUCAGGUGAAAAUGGGAAUGUUGACUGUGAAAUUCCACAUCAUGUCCCCUUCCAGCUCCACUCCUCUUUUAAGAACUAUUACACUUUAGUUACUUGUGAUUUUUUGGACAGGGAGACUGUGCCAGAGUACAACAUCACUCUCACAGCAAGAGAUAUGGGCGCGCCUCCCUUGUUCACAAGGAAAACUAUUUUAGUUCAAGUGUCAGACAUGAAUGACAACGCACCCCGAUUCAAGCAGCCAUCAUACACCGUCUAUUUGACAGAGAAUAACGCACCAGGAGCCUCAAUUUGCUCGGUUGCUGCCCUGGAUCCAGAUUCGGACCAAAAUGCCUAUCUCUCUUACUCUAUUCUGGAAGGUGAUAUACAGGGGAUGCCCGUGUCCACCUACGUCUCCAUAAACUCAGACAACGGGAAUAUUUACGCACUGCGUUCUUUUGACCAUGAGCAGCUAAGAAACUUUCAGAUUUUAGUCCAAGCACAAGAUGCCGGUUUUCCACCCCUGAGCACCAAUGUUACCGCAAAUGUCUUUAUUUUGGACCAAAAUGACAAUGCACCAGUCAUAGUAGCACCUGUACCCCAAAACGGCACGGCGGCGACUGAAGUGUUGGCAAGGUCAGUUGAUGCUGGUUAUCUUGUGGCAAAAAUCAGUGCAAUGGACGCAGACGCAGGUCAAAACUCGCGUCUGUUCUACCAGGUGCUCCAGGCAAGCGACCCAAGCCUGUUUAGCGUGGCCCUGUACACGGGCGAAAUCAGGACGAUUCGCCGAUUGGUGGAAAAAGACCCCAUAAGGCAAAGGCUGGUCAUUCUGGUCAAGGACAACGGUCAGCCACCCCUUUCGGCCACAGUUUCCAUCAUCCUGUCAGUUGUUGACAACGUGCCAGAAUCGCUGCCUGAUUUCGGCGACCUCACACUGAGCCCCCAGUACCGCUCGAACCUCACGCUGUACUUAAUAGUGUCUCUGGGCGCUAUCUCGUUCACGUUUCUGCUGGCUAUUAUCGUCCUGGCCGCGAUAAAGGGAUACAGGGACAGACAUUCCAUUCGGGGGUAUAACUUCUCUCUGAGUGCAUGUUGCGGGUUCCGAUCAGAGGAGUCUACCGCUGAUGUGUUCAAGAAGUCCAACUUGAAGGUGCAGAUAACCACAGGCACCAAAGGAUCCACGAACUGCGUUGAGGCAAAUGGCAACGGCCCCCUUUCCCAGCCAUACUGCUACAAGAUGUGUCUGACUCCGGAAUCAUCCAAGAGCGAUUUCAUGUUCCUAAAGUCAUGCAAUCCGAUAACUGCGACUCCACAAAAGAAUAACGCCAAGGGCGCAGACUACCUCACAUCGGGUUGGAGCGCACAGGACUCCCGCAGUCUGAUAGUGAACAACCGAGCAACUAUUCCGAACGAGCUCAAGCAAGCGAACAUGGACUGGACAUCGACGAACAAUCAACACAAUUCAGCACACAAAAGCUUUAGCUCUGUCACCAUGGAGAGGACCAUCCCACGUAGACCCAGGCCAGACCCUGAUGGCUUCUCCUGCCCGGUGGCACCACAGUACUAUACCUGGGGUAAUCAUAUGCGUGCAGAAUACAAGAUGUCCUCCCAGGUCGGAGGGAUUGGAGGGGUAGGAAAUGUUGGAUGUGUAGGAGGGGUUCCAAACCGUUCGUGGACUCCGAGGUACACCCAGUCUCCACCUGCACAGCCACCACCUGACUACCAGCACAAUGUCUACAUCCCUGGCACACCGUCUGCCUACUGCACUCUGAAGCCUGCACCCAGGGGGGAACUGGAUGUCUACAACUCAUUCUCUACGUUUGGAAAAAAGAAGGGGUUCAUCUCUAGCUAUGACCCGAGCUGUGACCAGAGAGAGGACAACAUGAUAAACAAUGACUUUUUUAAAUGAAUAUAUUGGAAGAGACUGUGCAUACAAUUGAAUACAAUUUUCUGUGGAUGUUCAUUAACUAUUAAUAUCAUCAACCCAUAAAGUAUAACCCUCUGUGCACAAGGAGAAUGAAAAUAUUUUAGUUAUGUUUAGUAUGUUUGAAUCCAUGCUCCUUCGAACACAUAACUUAUAACAUUACAGUAUAGUAUUUUCUCUCAAUACAGCAGUGUCAUAAUGCUAUCUCUUUUAAUUAAUAUAAUGUACAGUUUUAGUUGAUAAUGAUAACGAUGGUGAUGAUGAGAAUGUGCAGAUAUAAGGGCAAUUAUAGCCACUUGUGGGGAUAAUGGUGAAAUUGAUCUGAGGAUCUCUGUUGCCAGCAGUUAUGGCAAAUUCUCCUAAUGCCUUGAGGGUUGCGUUGUGAAGAUUAUGCACGGCAUUCUGUUAGGCAAUCAUUUAAAAACAUGUAUAUCAUGUGAUUGUACUUUAUACCUUCAUGUUUGACCCGUUUGGCUUCUUAAACAUUUAUAUAUGUAUAAAAUCUGAGAUUACUGCUGA
Coregonus clupeaformis (lake whitefish) is the source of this 3774-nucleotide messenger RNA. Its product is annotated as protocadherin-10-like. The record is from RefSeq and is a predicted model, not a curated record. Gene Ontology annotation, cellular component: plasma membrane. Gene Ontology annotation, biological process: homophilic cell-cell adhesion. The transcript has 4 exons. Gene Ontology annotation, molecular function: calcium ion binding. NCBI's taxonomy places the organism in Eukaryota, Metazoa, Chordata, Actinopteri, Salmoniformes, Salmonidae. Bases 217 to 3240 code for a protein of 1007 amino acids.